Molecule: messenger RNA, 1296 nt
Organism: Pocillopora verrucosa
Lineage: Eukaryota; Metazoa; Cnidaria; Anthozoa; Scleractinia; Pocilloporidae
Source: RefSeq, a predicted model, not a curated record
AUGGCGGAAGCUCUAGGAAAUGAGUAUCCUUCGGGUUAUGACGAGGACUUUUUGGAUACAGUCGAGCACGAUUUUAUUUGUUUAAUUUGCCAGUUGCCGCUUAGGGAACCACUGCAAACGAAAUGCGGUCACAGAUUUUGUAAGGGAUGCCUCGAGGAAUGUUUUAGAAGACUGGAGAUCAAUGAUCAGCCUUCAGCUUGCCCCGUGGAUAGAGAAGUUCUAGACAAAGACAAGCCGGAUGUCUUCCCUGAUAAAGCGACAGAACGAAAAAUCCUUUCCUUUGCUAUCAAAUGUCCUUGUGGUGACUGCGAAUGGACUGGGGAACUGAGGAACAAAGAGACUCACCUGAAAGCUUGUCUUUUCAAAGUCAUCACUUGUCCUAACGAACACUGUCAUGAGACCAUGCAACGGAGAGAGGUCAUACGACACAAGACUAUCACGUGUUUGUGGAGGAUCACUGAAUGUGAACAUUGCAACGAGCCACACCCAGCAUGUUGCAUGCAGGAUCAUAUUGAAAGGUGCUUGAAGUACCCGGUAACCUGUCCUAACGGCUGUGGUCUGUCAAUUCAAAGGGAACUGAUACCAAACCAUACCAAAGAUGAUUGUCCUCACGCCAUGAUAUUCUGCCCUUACACGGAGAUGGGAUGCGAAACAAAGGUUCAAAGAAAACAAGUGGAGACUCAUCUUCAAACUGCCGUGACGGUUCAUCUUGAUUUAGCUUGUCUGAGGUUGAAGGAAACACAAAACUUAACAAGACAACUGAUGGACAAAUUCAGUACACUUCAGAACCUCUUUUUGGAAAAAGUACUGAAAGACGAAUAUAAAAUGAUAGAAAGGGAAAACGGAACUUGUUUUUGGAAGAUUCAUGAUUUUGAUAAAGUGUUUAAACAAGCCAAGGCCGGAAAUAAAGAAAGAGUGGAAUGUGUGAUUCCUCACACACAAACCUAUGGCUACAAUUUAAAAAUAAGAAUUUAUCCCAAUGGCAGAGCUUUUGACAAGAAUACUCACCUUUCGGCGUUCAUUGUUGUAAUGAAAGGUGAAGAUGACCCCGUAUUACCCUUUACCAAGAAAGUGCGACUAACACUGAUCGAUCAACAGGAUGGCGAGGACAAACGGGAAAACGUUAGUAAACUGGUUAAUUUGUAUAGGUUCCCAGACUACUCUUGUAGGCUCAAAGGAAAGGAGAACGAAGAGUUCGGUUAUAAUCAGUUUAUAUCCCACAAGAAACUCAAGUCAAGGAAGUACAUCGUGGAUGAUAAUCUAUUUCUUCAAGUUAAGAUUCAAGAAAACAUAUGA